AUGCGUGCCGGUGUCAAAUGCCCAGGCUAUGACCAGCAACUCAAGUGGUCCAACAAGUAUGAGGUUUUUCUUCCAAAUGGGGCUGAGAAAGCCGUACGCAAAACUGCUGGUGCCCCCAACGCAAAGAAGAACGACGCCGAAGUCCCCGCCAUGCACGUGUCAGAUGCUUCAAACAAGAGCAAGAGCCCGGUAACCCCAACGAAUGACCAAGAACACGAUGAGGUUGCCCAGGGGAACCCUUUUGUGGACGAUCUGUCAGCCCAAACCACAUCGCCAAGUCACUCGCUUCUUAACGUACCAGAGCUUGAAGAGUGCUCCAAAGUCCCAGAACUAGCCGAAUAUCUUGACUUUUUAGAUCCAGUGCCAACACUAGAUUACCUCGACACCUUUGAUUUCUCAAGGUUCGGUGAAGACUCAAUAGAUCCGCUAGAACGGCAUAGCCCUGGUGAUGCACCCUCCCUCAGCCAAAUGGACAGAUCCCAGGGCCAUUGGCUCCGGAGAGGAUCAACGUCGUUCUCAACCUCAGCAAGCGUCUCAUCCAACUCCAUAUCUGUACCGUCGUUGAACCGAGCUGACGGCGCAACCGACCGGUCUGGCUUUAUUAAUGGUCGCCUUACGAGCAUCGCGCCGUCCAAAUCGCUCAACACCCCUGCACUGGUUCUUGUUGAGUUUUACUUCAAGGAAACUGCACAGAUCUUCUCCUGCUACGAUAGCAAGAUGAAUCCGUUUAGGACAACUGUCUCGCGUUUAUGGGACUCUUCUCCGCUCCUCUACUCGACGCUCCAAAGUAUGGCCGCCGCGAGCCUUGUUCAGGACUUUCCACAGCUUGGAGCCUUGGGGAGGAAGUUGAGAAAGGAUGCGGUCGAGCUGCUUGACCAAUGCCCUUCGCACAACUUGGAUUCCCUAUUGGCCAUGCUCAUGCUAGGCGGUUCAGCCAGCUGGCAUGAUCCGCGGGACCUGGGACUGUCCUUCUUCAACCGAAUUCGCAAAUGCUUAUCCACCAUGCCGGCAAGCGCUUUUACGCAGGCCGAUGUUGAUUAUCACUUCUUCCACCAGUCUAUGACGUAUUGGGAAAUGCUUCUUUCCUAUGUAGCAGAAGAUGACACUCUCGACAUGUGUGAGAGGCCCGUCAUGUCUACCGGUACCACUCCUCUUCAUUUCGUGCCGCAUCCAUGGACAGGAUUCGCACGAGACACACAGAAUGCCGUUCAACAGGUUGGAAGAUUGAUACGGAAACAGAGAAAGAUGGCGUUUUCGCAUCGUUUUGCAUCUCUUGCACAUAUCAGGCAACUAGAGAAAGAUAUGGCUACAGCGAGCGAAUUAGAACAGUAUCUUGUCAACCUCUCCUACCCUCUCGAACACACUGUUGUCGACCCAGAGGAUAGCAACACGCCGGUAUGGCAUCUGCUAACUCUAGCGGAAGUAUACCGAUGUUCCGGGCUGAUGCAGCUCUACCACAUCUUCCCCGAUUUAUUGGAUCGCCGACUCUCCAAAGACGGCCUCUUGGAUCUCGAAGCUCACCACGAUGGUGUUCCUGGUGGAAUUGAACAUAGAAUGAAGUUGCGCAAUUCAUGGUUGACGUCGUCGGCGGUACAAGUGUUAAGCAUGAUGAAGUCAAUCCCUGUCGAAUCUGGAACCCGGGACUUUCAACCCUUCAUCCUGGUAUCGCUUUCGAGUGAACUGAGAACCCCAGCCAGGGUCCAAUCCACCGGCAGCUCUACCUCCGAGGCAGCGCCGGUAGAUCAGCUUGAUGGUGUAAACUCUCACGCCAUUGAAAUAUCACGGAUGCGGCACUUUGUGAAAAACCGCCUUAACUCGUUUCUUUACAUUCUGCCACCAAAGCCUAUUCAUGUAUGUCUUGAUAUCAUAACUGAGACCUGGAAGAGAAUGGAUGCGUGUGCUUCUCUGGCAGUGGAUGUUCGUGUUGAUGAGGAGGGUCUCUAUGACCACCCAACGGAUGUGUAUUGGAUGGAUGUGAUGAUUGAAAACGGCUGGGAAACGACAAUGGCGUAA
This is a messenger RNA of Clonostachys solani, 2013 nucleotides long. The record is from the annotation of a GenBank genome assembly. Lineage: Eukaryota; Fungi; Ascomycota; Sordariomycetes; Hypocreales; Bionectriaceae.